Messenger RNA from Gongylonema pulchrum, 501 nucleotides. The record is from the annotation of a GenBank genome assembly. NCBI's taxonomy places the organism in Eukaryota, Metazoa, Nematoda, Chromadorea, Rhabditida, Gongylonematidae.
AUGGCACUGUCUUGCCAAACACAGCUAUUUUGUGUUGCUGAUUGUAUCAAGGAUCCAUCCACUGCUAAGGUUGAUACAGUGGUAUCGGGAUCGGUGAAUAUCUGUAGUGGUUUGUAUGCAGCAGUGGGUCUUUUUGGCUAUGUAGCAUUCCAUGAUGUUGAAUUGCAUGGUGAUAUUCUGCUUUAUCUGGAAACUUCAUUUCUUACACAGCUGAUGAAGUUGGCAUUCAUGCUGUCGGUAGCUGUCAGCAUUCCAUUGAUGCUUUUCCCAAGUCGUAUCAUCUUCUACAAUCUUUUCUUGAAACAGGAUAUUGGUGAAUAUGCUAUGCUUCGGAUGUCUUCUGGAACGUUUAUCUUAUUGACAGUUUUUGUUCUUUCCUCCUGUUUAUUGGUUGCAAUUGUUGUUCCAAAUGGUAUGUCCUGCGUUAUGGUUCAUAAUUUCCUGAUCAUUUUAUACGUAGUGAUCUUUCUUUUUUUUUUGGCUGGGGGAGGGAAGGAGUAG